AGGGGAAUUCUUUGCAGAUAAAUGUUUUUCAUUUCCAGCUAGACUAGCUAUAGCUCUCUCACCUGUGCUGCUGUAACUGCACUACUAAUAGUCCGAUUGUGUAGUGUUUAGAGCAUUGAAGAUAUGGCUGCCUUAUUGAAGUACCUGGUAUUUCUAACACUGGCAGCUACUGUAGUCCUGCAGGUGCAAGCCCAGACAGGAGCCCAUUGCCUCAGAUGCUUCAGUGGUGUGUGUGAUGCAACCACCAGUCAACUAUUCAGCUUGGUGAAUGAUUCUGACCUCCGUUGCUGCGAAUGUUUUGAAUCCCUCUCUGUCAGUUUAUGUGCAGAUGACCUCAACUCGACUGUUUCUGCUAUUGAGAACACAUUUAGUAGCUCAUCACUGGAACAAUGUUGCAGUAAUGUGAGUACUAUAGUGACUACAGAAUCCUAUGUGCUUAGCACUGUUGAUGAAGUUACUAGCCAUACUGAAGAAGAGCUUGAAACAGCGAAUAUAGAUAAUGAAAUAGGAGCAGGAGAGUACAUUAUACCGUCUUUUCGAUUUGAUCGUAAUGAUUGCAUCAGGUCUAUACUAGUGAGGCCAGUUGAGGGGAUCCAGUCCAGUGGAAACAACAUACUCACAUUCGCAAUUUACAGAACAUAUCAAAAUGGUGGUACAUUCACGUCCCGGCUAUAUGAGUUGAAAACAAGUUUCUCAGUGACUUUAGUACAGCAAGAAUCAUCUAAUAUAGCUACUGCAAUGUUGCCAGAGGAACCAGUGUGUGUGGAAACAGGAGAUACUCUUGGAUUCUCAAUUCCACCAAUGUCCGACUUCAAGUUGGGAAUUGUGCUAUCAGAUGGUACAAAUGACUUCUUUACGCACAAUAUAACGGACAUUGCAAUCGAGCAACCUUGCCAACAACUGAACGGAUUUUAUGAGGUUGUACGCUCGGAUCAGUUUGGGUUUCUUGGCACUUUGUAUAAUCCCUUAAUCAAAGUGGAAUUGGGUCCACUGGAUACGCAGCCUACAUCUGUCCCCACGACAACCCCUCCCAUCUCUGCCCCCUCGUCUGACCCCCCACAGAGCACCACCUCCUCUUCCUCACCACCUGUGCAGCCAGAUCUUGCUCUACCACUCUACGCCAUCAUAGCCAUUGGAGCUGGGAGUGGUGUGUGUGUCUUGUUACUGUUGGUCAUCUUACUACUUGCUGUCUGUCUGUGUGUCAGGAGAAGCCGGCGAAGAAGCUCACACAUCAUGAAUCGAAAAAGCAAUGCUGAAACUAUUAGCACACUCAGGAGUCAGAGACUACAAGAUAUGAGCUCUCCGGGCGUUAUUACAGUGAAUAAUCCCACCGCUGAGGAAUCACAUGACUACGAUAUACCUCCACCAGACGCGAAACACUACUACCAUGAGCUUGAACCUGGUGUAGGACGUGUAGCGGCCACUGGUCAGUUGCACUCUGACCCCCAAGGCUAUGAUAUGGGCAGUAAUAUGGUUACCUAUGACAACCCUACAGAACUACUAUCAAGUACUCCCCAAACCCUUGCCCAAAACCCGCUCUACAGAACUGGACCUGAAGCUAAUGAAGAGAAACUGUUUUAUAACCCGCCAUCACAAUAUGACGUCCCGACUGCCUUGAUCAGGGCUCAAAAGACUCCUCCUCUGGCCCCCAUCUACCAUGAACUGGAGGGACCUACUGAGAAAAGAUCCCGUGCUGAUAGUAGCGACAAUAUCUACACUGAGACAGCAUUUGGACUGGACAGUGAUGACCUAUUACCACACUUUGAUUCUAAGCGCUCCAUCCGAAGCUCUUCAGUUGAUACGACUCUGACUGUCGAUACUAGCCACUCUGUUGCCAAGGACUCCGUGAGCUCUGAGGCCCCACUCCUUGGGCCCCACCAUUACUACCACGAGCUCGAGAGCAAUAGCUCCCCCCGUCCUCUCCCUCGUCUGCCCGAGCCCGAGGGCAAUAGCUCCCCUCGUUCUCUUCCUCGUCUGCCAGGCCCCGAGUCAGAGGGCAAAAGCUCUCCUCGUCCUCUACCUCGCCUGCCCCCCGCCAUCACAGUGGAUGGUGAAACAAGAGGAUCAUUGACAAACAGUCUGGAGAAUAGUACGGGUGGCCAUCACUUGUAUGAGCCUGGGAUCUACGUUCCUGGUGGGGAAGAGAGACAACAGCUCGGUGUGAUUGUCAAGGAGGAGCAUUCUGAGCAGUACAAAUCAUGGAAACAAAAGUCGUAUAAAGCGAUUAAGAAUAACAAACAGUUCUUUGAGGAGACAGUUGUUUACUGGGAACCUAAGAAUGCAGAACAGGAAAUCUAUAAUCAAUUCAAGGAAAAGAAGUUCAGAGAAAUCUUGAAGGACCAAAUAGAAUUUACCUCACAUCUGGGAGUGGGUCAAUUCGGCAGUGUUUCCAAGGCAACGUGGUCCAACGUUCAAAAGGGUUCCAAGAACGUGGCAGUGAAGACACUCAAGCCCACCCUGAGGCAAGAUGCCAAGGUAGCUUUCCUCCAGGAGGCAGCCAUCAUGGGGCAGUUCAACCACUCCAAUGUUGUGCGGCUGUACGGAGUGGUCACUAUGUCUGAGCCUAUCAUGAUUGUAAUGGAACUGUUGACCCUAGGAGAUCUCGACACAUACCUGUACAACAACUACCGACCUGGUGAGAUGCCUCCUCCUCACAAGAAGACUUUGCUCUCAUUCUCCCGACAAGUUGCCUGUGGAAUGAAAUACUUGGCCAGGAAGAACUUUGUUCAUCGUGACUUGGCAGCAAGGAACGUGCUAGUAACUGAGACACUGAUUUGCAAGAUUGGAGACUUUGGGAUGUCAAGGAAUCUCCAUGACAGUAACUACUACGCUUCUAAAGGAGGUACUGUACCUAUCAAAUGGACAGCACCUGAGGGUCUAAACUACAAGAAGUUCUCUACAGCCAGUGAUGUGUACAGCUAUGGCAUGGUGCUGUAUGAGAUAUGGUCUCUUGGUCUGAAACCACUGGCACACAUUAAGAUACAAAAUGUCUCCCAGUUUGUUACCGAGGGAAAGUGUCAGCACCCACCACCCGGAUGCCCCCGGAAGAUCUAUGAGAUCAUGGUGCACUGCUGGGCGCCUGAACAAGACGACAGGCCGACCUUCUCCAAUAUAUUUGACCUACUGAACGGGUCAGACAUUGAACUGCUGCGUUGGUCAGACACGGACUGUGCCCAGCUCUCUAACUUAGCCAUGGAGCUAGGAGCACCUCUCUCUGAGGCACGGACAAUGUUCCUAGAGCUGCAAGAGAUGAACCUUGUGCGCGAGGACAGCCACUCCGGCUUCCUAGGCACUGAUGUGUAGUGCAGGGGCAGGACAUGCAUUGUGUGUGUUUGCAAAGUAUAUAUUAUAUAUAUUUUUUUAUGUAUGCUCUCUAUAUGACUGUGUGUGAAUGAGCUAUAAUUAUCA
This is a messenger RNA of Halichondria panicea, 3408 nucleotides long. RefSeq lists its product as uncharacterized. The coding region runs from base 124 to 3303 and encodes 1059 amino acids. NCBI's taxonomy places the organism in Eukaryota, Metazoa, Porifera, Demospongiae, Suberitida, Halichondriidae. Gene Ontology annotation, biological process: multicellular organism development; positive regulation of kinase activity; cell surface receptor protein tyrosine kinase signaling pathway. Gene Ontology annotation, cellular component: signaling receptor complex; plasma membrane. The record is from RefSeq and is a predicted model, not a curated record. The transcript has 19 exons. Gene Ontology annotation, molecular function: transmembrane receptor protein tyrosine kinase activity; ATP binding.